This is a messenger RNA of Pieris brassicae (large cabbage white), 1386 nucleotides long. RefSeq lists its product as uncharacterized. NCBI's taxonomy places the organism in Eukaryota, Metazoa, Arthropoda, Insecta, Lepidoptera, Pieridae. The record is from RefSeq and is a predicted model, not a curated record. The transcript is spliced from 6 exons. Bases 101 to 886 code for a protein of 261 amino acids.
AAAUAGUUUUUGAUAUAUUUAAGAAAACAAAAAUAUUUUAAAGUAGUGCAGUGUUUUGUGAUAGUGUAAGUGACUUUCCCCGUUACAUAGCCGGUGCAGGAUGACUAACGCACGUAAUAUAAAAGUCUGGAUAUGCAUAGCAUGCAUGGCAUCAUCAUUGGCGGCACCUGCGCCAAGCCAGCCCAUAACAUUUGACAUCAUCGACAUGGCUGCAAUAAGUCGGAUGACACCACAACAACUGGAGGCUCUUGCUGAAGGUUUAGCUGCCGAAGAGAUCAUGAGGACUAAACGAUCGUCAGCACAAGCGCUGACCUCGGUUGUGUCAAAAGCAUCAUCAGGUAUACAAAGCAAGCUCGGUCUCCUCGGCCAAGCGUCGGCCGGCGCAUCCUCGCUGAUUGCUUCAGCUUCAAGCAAAACAGGUCAUUCUGAGCACACAGGAUACUCUUAUGAACCGCACGAAGAGAAAUACGACUACUGGGGGCUUAAGAAAUCCAUUCUCUACACGCUCUUCCAAGCUGUGAAAGCUAUUACAGGAGGAGUGACCAUCCUGAAGGGUCAGCUGAUUAAAGGAGGGGGGGCCUUAGCUGCUACUCUUGGUAAAGUCAUCUCUGUGAAGGGUGAUGCAGUAAGCAAUUUCGGAAGGAAGAUUGUUACCUCCGCUGCCUUGAGCGAGAAGAAACCUCAUUCAACAGCAGUCUAUGGCCCACCACCGACAUCACAUUUGGAGUACGCUCCAACCGUCUACGGAGCCCCGACAGCACCCGCUCAGUACACUCAUUCAGAACCCACAGGCUACGCGGCACACAAGUAUCCCUCAAAUCUUGACGAAAUUCAAGUAUACAACGGAGUACUAGGACCAGAAAAUUUGCAGAACUAUCAAUAUUAAUGAAGAUUUAUGGACCCACCUGUUGGCAAAACGAAGCAUUGCCAAGAUUAUUUUAUUAGGAGCCAUUUUUCACAUACCUUGUGACAAAGUUGAAGUUAUCUAAUAUAAUGCCUUAAAAAAUAAUGUACAAAAAUGUAGGUACAUCCAUCUAUUUAUCGGUUUAUAAUUUAAAUCUUGUAUAACUGUAAUAUUUAAUUUAGUUUCUUGGUAAUGUUACUUGUUGCUGUCAUUAAAUAGUACUCGUUAAGAAUACAAACGGAAUUUACAUUGCAAAAUACGUGAAAGUUGUUUCUAUACUAUGUAUUUUUAUCUUUAGCUCUUACAGUCAUUCUUAAGAAUGUUAAGGACAGACUUCGCAUAAUACUACAAAAACCAUACGAUUUAUUAUAAACUUGAUAGGGAAAUUUAAAAUUUGCUAAAAUUUAUGGUUUCAAUUUGUGGGUUAGAUAAAAUUGUAGCAAAAUCUGUAUCGCAGUAUUAUUUAUUAAAGUGAUGCAAAU